Molecule: messenger RNA, 778 nt
Organism: Camelina sativa (false flax)
Lineage: Eukaryota; Viridiplantae; Streptophyta; Magnoliopsida; Brassicales; Brassicaceae
Source: RefSeq, a predicted model, not a curated record
CUCCUCACUCUGUUUCUCAUUUGUCAUAUAUAUUCACAACACACACUGGCUCUUAUCCCCAAAUCAUAAACUCAAACCUUUUCUAAAUUCAAUUUAUUCAAUGGCUAUCACCAAAUCGAACAAAGAUCACAAACCAUGCGGUGGUGGCGGCGUCGUCACCACCGUCGUGACUCGCGAAGUCUGGGCGGAGAAUCUCGAAUCUGAAUUUGCACUAAUCAGCGAAACCAUCGACGAUUAUCCAUUCAUCUCCAUGGACACUGAGUUCCCCGGCGUGAUUUUCAAAUCCGAUCUCCGAUUUACAAACCCCGGCGAUCUCUACAGUCUACUUAAAGCCAACGUCGACGCGCUCAGCUUAAUCCAAGUCGGUCUCACUCUCUCCGACGCCAACGGUAACCUCCCGGAUCUAUUUGGUGACGGACGGCGGUUCAUUUGGGAGUUUAAUUUCCGAGACUUCGACGUGGCGCGUGACGCACACGCUCCUGAUUCCGUCGAGUUGCUUCGUCGGCAAGGUAUCGAUUUCGAGCGGAACCGCCGCGACGGGGUUUGUUCGGAGAGGUUCGCGGAGCUGAUGAUGUCGUCGGGGCUUGUUUGUAACGAGGACGUGAGCUGGGUGACGUUUCAUAGCGCGUACGAUUACGGUUACCUUNAUUCAAAAGAUCUUGCUCGAAUUUGGAAUGUAUUGUCUAGGUCCUCUAGGAGGACUAACAACUUGUGUUGUAUAGCCAACACUUAUGUUGCCACAUUUGUUUUGAUGAUCGAUCCAAACCCAAACUUUUAA